Pogona vitticeps (central bearded dragon) is the source of this 861-nucleotide messenger RNA. RefSeq names its product H6 family homeobox 2 (gene HMX2). Gene Ontology annotation, biological process: regulation of transcription by RNA polymerase II. The record is from RefSeq and is a predicted model, not a curated record. Gene Ontology annotation, cellular component: nucleus. Gene Ontology annotation, molecular function: RNA polymerase II transcription regulatory region sequence-specific DNA binding; DNA-binding transcription factor activity, RNA polymerase II-specific. Lineage: Eukaryota; Metazoa; Chordata; Lepidosauria; Squamata; Agamidae.
AUGAGCAGCAAAGAUGACCCGAGCAAGAGUUGUCCCGCGGCCGCGCCGAUCUCCAGUUUCACCAUCCAGUCCAUCCUAGGCGGCAGCACCACCACCGCCGCCUCCGCCGCCGCCUCGGAGGGAGGAGGCCGGGAGCCCGGCUCCACCAAGCCGCCCGCCUCCGCCUGGCCCAGUCGCAAGAGGAGCCUGUCCGUAUCCUCCGAGGAAGAGGAGCCGGAGGAGGGCUGGAAGCAUCCCGCCUGCUUCUGCCCGGACUCGCAUGGUCCUAAAGAAACGUGCCACAAACACCACCAGCCCAUCAGUUUCACGUGUCUCAGCAACCCGAGGGGAAACGGCGGGGCAAUCAGCUCGGAGAGGACGCCUCCUUUCCUCGCCCCGUCCCAGCCGGACUUCAAGGAGGAGAAAGAGAAGCACUUCGCGCCGGCUUCCCCGCCCUCGGCGGACCGGCCAAGGGACGGGGCGGACCGGCAAGGCGGCUCGGCCAAGAAGAAGACGCGCACCGUCUUCUCGCGCAGCCAGGUCUACCAGCUGGAGUCCACCUUCGACAUGAAGCGCUACCUGAGCAGCUCCGAGCGGGCCUGCCUGGCUUCCAGCCUGCAGCUCACAGAGACCCAGGUGAAAACUUGGUUUCAGAACCGCCGGAACAAAUGGAAACGGCAGCUCUCGGCGGAGCUGGAGGCGGCCAACAUGGCUCACGCCUCGGCUCAGACUCUGGUGGGGAUGCCCUUGGUGUUCAGAGACAAUUCCCUCCUCCGGGUGCCCGUCCCCAGAUCCAUCGCCUUCCCAGCUCCCUUGUACUACCCCGGCAGUAAUUUGUCAGCCUUGCCGCUUUAUAACCUCUACAACAAGAUCGACUACUGA